AUGGAAGACAAGGAUUCGGCCCAAAACCAGGCAUUUGAAUGGCUUUUGGAGGAUCCCUUUGUCUAUGAAUAUCCAGGUUGGCGGAUUCUUCAAAGGCAUGCUCUGAUGACCAUUUUCUAUUCCACUGCUGGUAUCAGAUGGCUCAACAACACAGGCUGGGGAAGCUACAAUGUGCAUGAAUGUGACUGGUACCAAAAGCCAGAAUUUGGCUUCAAGUCAUCCAUUAUAGAGGUAUACCCGGGGCUCCAGUCAAGUUUUCUGCAGCACUUACGAGAGAUGCAUUGUGAUGCUCAAGGAUUUGUUCACCACCUUUGGAUGGACCAGAACAACCUUGUGGGUUCUCUGCCUGAGGAACUCUUCAGCAUGACCUCCCUUGAGUCCAUAUCUGCUGGUUUCAAUCAUCUAUAUGGUACAAUUCCUAGCCACAUUGGGCAGCUGAGUGAGUUGAAAGGGUUUGCUGCCUUCUCUACAGAGCUGGCUGGAUCAAUACCAAAGGCCAUUGGAAGCUUGACAACAUUGCAAGCCUUUGUAUUAUAUGACAACAAGCUGGAAGGGUUCAUUCCAGAUGAACUCUGGCAACUAAGCAACUUAGCAUUCCUUAUGAUUGGUUGCAAUGAGAAGCUACAAGGAACACUCCCAUCAAUUGUUGGCACUUUGCCUAAGCUGAGGGUGUUUGAAAUGGAGAAAUGUGGCAUCUCUGGUGCAAUACCACCAGAGCUGGGACAAAUUGAAUCGCUACAAUUUUUGGCCUUACUGGGGAAUCAACUUUCUGGGACUCUCCCAAGUGAGCUUGGAUCCCUCUCCAAACUUGUACACCUUCACCUCCAUUCCAACCUUCUACAGGGGAAUUUGCCUAGUGAACUCUCUAGCCUUACCAACCUGGAGUUCCUCGCCCUGGGAGACAACCGUUUCACUGGAGAAAUUCCUUCUGAGUUUGGGCUUUUCCCAUCUCUGGGUUUGCUUAACGUUAAAAACAAUUCUCUCAGUGGCACUAUACCAGAUGAGUUGUCUUUCCUGCAGGAAACACUUUUCACUUUGCACACUGGGGGAAACGCUUUGCUCUCUGGGGCAGUGCCAGAAUCUCUCUGUACUCUUUAUGGCACACCCCCAUGCAGUGGUUCUGGCUUUGGAAUUUGUCCUGGAAUCCUUGGGACGUCUUUUGGCUGCACAGAUUUGUUGUGUGGGUGUGACUGUCCCUGUUGA
This is a messenger RNA of Seminavis robusta, 1203 nucleotides long. The record is from the annotation of a GenBank genome assembly. NCBI's taxonomy places the organism in Eukaryota, Bacillariophyta, Bacillariophyceae, Naviculales, Naviculaceae.